This is a messenger RNA of Kickxella alabastrina, 1496 nucleotides long. Its product is annotated as ATP-dependent RNA helicase FAL1. The record is from RefSeq and is a predicted model, not a curated record. The transcript has a single exon. NCBI's taxonomy places the organism in Eukaryota, Fungi, Kickxellomycota, Kickxellomycetes, Kickxellales, Kickxellaceae. Gene Ontology annotation, cellular component: catalytic step 2 spliceosome; nucleolus. Gene Ontology annotation, molecular function: RNA helicase activity; ATP binding; mRNA binding. The coding region runs from base 261 to 1454 and encodes 397 amino acids.
UCACAAUCAAUAGCAGCAAAAUAAAGCAAAAACAGCAGAAAAAUUUUCUUUUCCUUCUUGCGCCCAGCCUUCCCAUCGGCUUUAUUUUUAUUCUGAGUAUCUUUGCGCAAAAGGGUCACUUGGCCUUAAAAAGAGAUAUUUGCCAUUCCGUAAUCCAUUUCAUAUGCUGUUACAAAUUCCACCUUUAAUUUAAUACCUCGCCGCCAUUAUUCGCUGCCUCCCCCCUUUCCAAUUCAUUCCAAUUCACACAACAAAUAGGCAUGGCGUCCUUUGACCGAAAAACCGACAAGGCCACGCAUUUCGAGACCAGCAAGGGCAUCAGCGUGGUCAGUUCGUUCGACAAGAUGGGCCUGAAGGAGGAUCUGCUGCGCGGCAUCUACGCAUACAACUUUGAGCGGCCAUCAGCCAUCCAGCAGCGCGCCAUCAUGCCGAUCAUCAGCGGCCGCGACGUCAUUGCACAGGCGCAGUCAGGCACAGGCAAGACCGGCACGUUGGGCAUCUCGCUGCUGCAGCGCAUCGACACGGCUCUGCGCGAGACGCAGGCGCUGGUGCUGUCGCCGACCAGGGAGCUGGCGACCCAGACGCAGGGCGUCGUGGCAGCGCUGGGCGACUACAUGAGCGUGCAGUGCCACGCGUGCAUCGGCGGCACCAAGAUGGCCGACGACAUGCGGCGCCUCGAGAGCGGCGUGCACGUGGUAUCGGGCACGCCCGGCCGCGUCUACGACAUGCUCAAGCGCCGCGUGCUGCGCGCCCGCAACAUGAAGGUGCUGGUGCUGGACGAGGCCGACCAGCUUCUUGAUCGCGGAUUCAAGGAUCAGAUCUACGACAUCUACCGCCACCUGCCGCCGUCCACGCAGGUCGUGCUGCUGAGCGCGACGCUGCCGGGCGACGUGCUGGAGCUGACCCAAAAGUUUAUGAAGGAGCCCAUGCGCAUCCUGGUCAAGCGCGACGAGCUGACCCUCGAGGGCAUCAGCCAGUUCUUUGUCAAUGUCGAAAAAGAGGACUGGAAGUUCGAGACGCUCUGCGACCUGUACGACUCGCUGACCAUCACGCAGGCCGUCAUCUUCUGCAACACACGCGCCAAGGUCGACUGGCUGACCAAGCAGAUGGAGUCGGCCAACUUUACCGUCGCCGCCAUGCACGGCGAGAUGCUGCAGAAGGAGCGCGACUCGAUCAUGACAAAGUUCCGCCAGGGCACGUCGCGCGUGCUGAUCACCACCGACAUCUGGGCCCGCGGCAUCGACGUGCAGCAGGUGUCGCUGGUCAUCAACUAUGACAUGUGCAUCAACCGCGAGAACUACAUCCACCGCAUUGGCCGCUCGGGCCGCUUUGGCCGCAAGGGUGUGGCCAUUAACUUUGUCACGUCCGACGACGUCAAGCUGCUGCGCGACAUCGAGCAGUACUACGGCACGCAGAUCGACGAGAUGCCGAUGAACGUGACGGAUCUGUUGUAAAAAAAUUAAAUUAAAUUAAAAUUAAGUUAAGUAUUUCAGGGC